AUGACGACUUUCCACUCUUCCCCACGUCUCACUUAUCGCGCAAUCCAAUCCCCCAAGGACGAAGAAUUCUUCCACCAACUCCUCACUGAACCCUCAGUAUGGGAAAACGCAUCUAUACUCCUCUGUCUCCCCAUCGGACCCAAGACAACAACUCACAUCCGCACGAAGUCCGUUGAAGGUAGCAUUUUGGCAGUUCUCAUCUGCAAAAAGAACGAAACCGAGGACGACAAGGAGUCCACGAGCAGCAGCCCGAUAGGCUUCCUGAACAUAAACACAGGCGAAAAACUCGAGAUUCAUAAUCGGGCUGCCAAGAUGGGUAUUAGCAUUAGACCCGAGGAUCAGGGUCAAGGUUAUGGAUCAGAGGCUAUGCAGUGGGCUUUGGAGUGGGCGUUUGUGCAUGCUGGGUUGCAUCGGGUGGCGUUGAAUGUUGCUGAGUGGAAUGAGCGUGCGACGAAGCUUUAUGAGAAGUUGGGGUUUGUGUUGGAGGGGAGGGGCAGGGAAGCAUUGUGGAAGUCGGGGAGGUGGUGGGAUCUGCUGGAUAUGGGAAUUUUGUCGCGGGAGUGGGCUGAGAGGAAUGGGAAGGUGAUUGCGGUUUAA
This is a messenger RNA of Talaromyces amestolkiae, 597 nucleotides long. RefSeq lists its product as uncharacterized. Gene Ontology annotation, molecular function: acyltransferase activity, transferring groups other than amino-acyl groups. The coding region runs from base 1 to 597 and encodes 198 amino acids. The transcript has a single exon. The record is from RefSeq and is a predicted model, not a curated record. Lineage: Eukaryota; Fungi; Ascomycota; Eurotiomycetes; Eurotiales; Trichocomaceae.